GCGAUGUCGAUGACAAUAGCGGGGGCGAGAGCGAGAGCGAUGGCGAAGGCAAACCCCUUCUUAUUAUUAUUUUUAUGCUUUCUCUCUCUGUCGUCUUUCUCUCUCUUCUUCUUCGUCUGCCUUUUACCAAAGUCCGUUUGACCACCGCAUCCAUUCCUCUCCCUCCCUUCUUCUUCCCGGCUUCCUCCCCUUUGCCUUUACCUAUCAUCGUUUUCGCCUCCCAAUUCCAAUCUCCAUCUUCAUCUCCCUCCCAAUAUCUCCACCGCUUUCCUUGCCUGUAAUUUCGUUACUCUCAAUUCAUUGAUCAUCGACGCUAAUCUCGUUCCUUGUGUUGCUUUCCAACAAGUCCUUGAUUUGCUCGAGGAGGAGACCAUAGCCAUAACAAUCGAGAAGCUUGGUUCCUUUUGUUCUGUUUGCGAGAAAUGGGAAGCUGUUUCUCCACCACAAAGGUGAGUGGUUCCAACAGCAACACACCUUCCACCACCGCCGUCGAGACUGCCCGCCCUGUGCCGCCCAAGCGCCCUUCAUCCACGACGCCCUACGCGUUUGCGCUGCGGAAAAAGGAUGGGGCGGGAGAAAACGACAAAACUCGACAGCAGCGGAAGCAUUCGCAGCAGAUUAGUAAAAACAAUUCGAAGCGACCGAAUGGAAUGGUUCCCUGCGGGAAACGAACGGAUUUCGGAUACGAUAAGGAUUUCGACAAGCGAUACACGAUUGGGAAAUUGCUUGGGCAUGGCCAAUUUGGUUACACCUAUGUUGCUGUUGAUAAGUCCAAUGGAGAUCGUGUUGCCGUCAAGAGAAUCGACAAGAACAAGAUGGUUCUUCCCAUUGCCGUUGAGGAUGUAAAGCGGGAAGUCAAGAUAUUAAAAGCAUUAGCUGGACACGAGAAUGUUGUCCACUUCUACAACGCUUUCGAAGACAACACAUAUGUAUAUAUAGUGAUGGAGUUGUGCGAGGGUGGAGAAUUGCUUGACCGUAUCUUAUCGAAAAAACUAAUAUCUUUUAACAGAAAGGAAAGCCGUUACACGGAAAAAGAUGCUGCUAUUGUUGUUAGGCAGAUGCUAAAAGUUGCAGCCGAGUGCCAUUUGCACGGUUUUGUACACCGAGACAUGAAGCCGGAGAAUUUUCUAUUUAAGUCUACAAAAGAGGAUUCACCGCUGAAGGCGACAGAUUUUGGCCUUUCUGACAUCAUACGGCCAGGAAAGAGAUUUCAAGACAUUGUCGGGAGUGCAUAUUAUGUUGCUCCGGAGGUCUUGAAGCGUAAAUCCGGUCCCGAAUCAGACGUAUGGAGCAUUGGUGUCAUUACUUACAUUUUACUUUGUGGUCGGCGGCCUUUCUGGGACAAAACUGAAGACGGUAUAUUUAAAGAGGUUCUCAGGAGCAAACCUGACUUUCGGCGCAAACCCUGGUCAGGAAUAAGCAAUGCUGCUAAAGAUUUUGUAAGGAAGUUGCUCGUGAAAAAUCCUCGUGCAAGACUUACAGCCGCCCAGGCCUUAUCACAUCCAUGGGUUCGGGAAGGAGGAGAAGCCUCGGAGAUUCCUCUAGACAUCUCUGUUCUAUCCAACAUGAGGCAAUUUGUGAAGUAUAGUCGAUUUAAACAGUUCGCUCUUCGGGCAUUAGCGAGCACGCUUGAUGACGAGGAGCUUGCUGAUCUUCGAGAUCAGUUCGAUGCUAUCGAUGUGGAUAAAAAUGGUGUCAUAAGUCUCGAGGAAAUGCGACAGGCCAUGGAGAAGGAUCUUCCGUGGAAAAUGAAGGACUCCCGAGUUCUUGAAAUCCUUCAAGCGAUUGAUAGCAACACCGACGGGCUCGUCGACUUUCCAGAGUUCGUUGCAGCAACUCUACAUGUCCACCAAUUGGAAGAGCACAACUCCGAAAAAUGGCAGCAGCGAUCGCAGGCUGCUUUCGAAAAAUUCGAUGUCGACAGAGACGGAUUCAUAACCCCCGAAGAACUUAAAAUGCACACUGGUCUGAAGGGCUCGAUCGACCCACUUCUCGAAGAAGCGGAUAUCGACAAAGAUGGGAGAAUCAGCUUACCCGAAUUCCGUAGACUCUUGAGAACAGCCAGCAUGGGUUCCCAUGUGAAUAGUCCUCGAAUUCGAGGACCUCCGAAGAAGAUGUAACUUCACGAUAGCGAUAAUGUAACGGCGUGCGAGAAUUCUCAGGUAUUGUAUUUCCGUGAGCUUGUGUUCGUUCUUGUACGCUCUGUGAAUCCCCGUGAAGGGUUGUUGUAGGGAGUCGGGUUGCUAAGCGCCUGUUGUGCCGUCGUUAUUGAAACAUGGAGUGAGUACGAAACGACGCUGUAAAUUCCGUGGGGGUGGGUCGUAGAUCGUGCCCUUUACAAUAUGUUCGACACGUUUAUUGUCAGCAAUGAGAGAGACUGUUGUCGAGACAUUCGACAAAUAUCGUGUGGAUAUACUGUAUAUGUUAUUUUCGACGAGAAGAUUGGAGACGAAGAGGCUAUCGGGUCGGUUCUCCGAUCGAAGCCGACGAUGUAAAGUUGGUCGGCAUGUCGUCGUCCGUCGUCUUCUUCCUCGUCUGGUAUUAUGGAAGAGAGCUGAAAUUCUUGCCAUGGAA
Andrographis paniculata is the source of this 2574-nucleotide messenger RNA. RefSeq names its product calcium-dependent protein kinase 18-like. The transcript has 12 exons. Bases 423 to 2120 code for a protein of 565 amino acids. Gene Ontology annotation, biological process: peptidyl-serine phosphorylation; intracellular signal transduction; protein autophosphorylation. NCBI's taxonomy places the organism in Eukaryota, Viridiplantae, Streptophyta, Magnoliopsida, Lamiales, Acanthaceae. Gene Ontology annotation, cellular component: cytoplasm; nucleus. The record is from RefSeq and is a predicted model, not a curated record. Gene Ontology annotation, molecular function: calmodulin binding; calcium/calmodulin-dependent protein kinase activity; calcium-dependent protein serine/threonine kinase activity.